CCGCCUUGAACGUCUCUGCGUGGCCGCUAGAGACGCGUCCGCCCUUCCUGCGGUAGGAAACUGACGUAAAAACCAAAAGGCAGGCAGACAGGCAGAGCUCCGCGUUAAUUAAAAGCUUAAAUAUAAUAUUUUGACCGAAAAUCCACGUCGUCCUUCUGAAGUUGCAGCUGCUCGGAACAGUUUGGUGCCAGACAGGAAAACACGGCUAGAGGGAGAUAGAACCAGGCUGUAACCUGGUUUAUUUGACAUGGCCGAUCUGCUGAGGCUGCUGCUGCGGGUGGCUGAGAAGGCUGCGAACGUGGCUCGCCUCUGCAGACAAGAGGCUCCGCUCUUUCAGCUCCUGGUGCAGGAGAAGACCGGCGAGGACAAGAACAAGAAGUUUGUGCAGGACUUCAAAACGCUCGCCGACGUGGUGAUCCAGGAGAUGAUUCGGCAUGACGUUAGAGCUCAGUUCCCUGAGAUGGCUGGUUUCAUUCAUGGAGAGGAGUCGAACAAGUUUGAGAACGGUCUAGGAGAAAGUGUGGUUGUAACAGUCUGCAGCACAGAGGAGGAGACCGCGAAGCUCCUGGCCACCGUGUUGGACGGGGACCAGACGGCGGCGUCUCUGCUGGCUCGAGCCAUCCACCAAGACCCGGCCACCAUUGAGGCGACCACAGACGGCCUGACGGUUCCCCUGAAACCCUCUGAGCUUGGCAUCUGGAUUGACCCCAUAGACGCCACCAGUCAGUACAUAGGAGGCCACGAGGCGGUGCUGGAAGAGGGCCGCCUGUUCCCGUCAGGUCUUCACUGCGCGCUGGUUCUGAUCGGGGUUUACCUGCGCAGCACAGGCGAGCCCGUCAUGGGCGUGAUCAACCAGCCGUUCAACAGCAAAGAUCCAGCCGGCUGUUGGAGAGGAAAGCAUUACUGGGGUGUGUCCUGCGGCAGCAUCAACAUCUGUUCAGAGUCCAGACCGGGAGACAGAUCCGACGGACAGCGAGGCGUGUCCGUGGUGCUGAGCUCCAGCGAGAAGCAGCCCGUGAAGGAAGCUCUGGCUUCGGUGUGCGGCCCGGACCAGCUCAUGUACGCCUCCGGCGCCGGGUACAAGAUCCUCUGCGUCAUCCAGGGCCUGGCGGACGCUUACGUUCUGUCGGAGGGGAGCACGUUUAAGUGGGACUCCUGCGCUCCUCAUGCCCUGCUCCGGGCCCUUGGAGGAGGGGUGGUGGACUUGGCCGUGAGUCUGCAGCAGUCAGAGAGUGGAGGCGAGGACGCCAGGACAGAACUGACCUAUCACCUGCCUCGCGCUGAUCAAAAGGGAGCCGAGCGCUGGGCUAAUCAUGGCGGCCUGGUGGCCUACAGAGACCGUUCUCAGCUCCGCAGCAUCAUUGGAGCUCUGAAAGGCAAACUGUAGGUGAAAAAACCCAGAAACCCGCAAGGGGAAGGGAGGGUUUAGUGGUUGAACAAGCUGUCAUAUUUAUCUUUUCUAUGCUGGUCCAGGAAAACCGAAACUCAUUUUAACCAGAUUUAUACAACAGGAUGUUGCCAAGUAUAUAUUAGAAUAAGUGCAGGUUAUGAUGUUUUUAUUGUUGAAUUAUUUUUAAAUGAUAGAAAGGUGUGCUGUGCCUCUCACAAGCCCCUAAACAGUCAGGUUUGCAGUAUUUCCAAAGGCAAACAGCAUUUUAAAGUGUAAGAGUGGAAUAUUUUGUGUUCAUGAAUGAAGUUAUUAUAAAUAUAUUAAAGAGACUUAUGUAUUUUGUAUAAAAAAAAAAUAGAUCAAUAAUGAACAUGAAUGAAAUUAAAUGAAUUUCUUCACAGAAAAAGAGCCUUU
Molecule: messenger RNA, 1804 nt
Organism: Fundulus heteroclitus (mummichog)
Lineage: Eukaryota; Metazoa; Chordata; Actinopteri; Cyprinodontiformes; Fundulidae
Gene: inpp1
Product: inositol polyphosphate-1-phosphatase
Exons: 6
Coding region: 248-1387 (379 amino acids)
Biological process (GO): phosphatidylinositol phosphate biosynthetic process
Molecular function (GO): inositol-1,4-bisphosphate 1-phosphatase activity
Source: RefSeq, a predicted model, not a curated record